Molecule: messenger RNA, 438 nt
Organism: Cladophialophora carrionii CBS 160.54
Lineage: Eukaryota; Fungi; Ascomycota; Eurotiomycetes; Chaetothyriales; Herpotrichiellaceae
Exons: 2
Coding region: 1-438 (145 amino acids)
Source: RefSeq, a predicted model, not a curated record
AUGUCGAACCCUUCAACCACAACGCGCAAAUCGGCCGCCGACAUCAUCAACUCAGCAUCCCGGCACACCAAGCCCUUCGCCCGGCAUGAAAACCACAAGAACGACUACCGCAAACAACUAUGGUGUGACACGCAGUGGUCGACCUUGAGCGUGCAGGCGAAGAAGACGCACAAUCUGCCGACCUUGCCUUACUUUGACCCGGACACCAUGCUCCUCAGUAAAGAGGUGAAUGAGAAACUGUGGCACCAACUGGAGAGACUGUGGGAUUACUUGGGCCCAGAGCGGGCGCCGUUCGCCACGCCCGUCAUGGUCGAAGGCGGCGAGGUGAAAUGGCAUUCGUUCUUGAAUGGGGACAAGGGCGACGAGGCCGAGAUCUAUACGAGCGCCGUGGACGCGUUUAUGAGUCGGACCCGCAAGCCGGGCGAAUAUGAUGGGUGA